AGAGCGACGCCGGCGCUGCCGCGGAGAGAGCCGGGGGUCGUGCAAAGCGGGGCUCGCGGGCGCCCUCUAGGCUGAAGCCAACAAGCCAAUGGGAGAGAUUUGGGGAUCCUUCCCAAAUUUUGGGCUUCCGAGGCAACGCUAACAUUUGCACCGCGAAGGUUUGGCUGGAAGGGAGUCAAGGUGGUCGCUGAAAACCAUGGAUUCCUUUUGAAAACCUGACAAGGCCGAGCAUUGUCCACACAGGCCAUGUCCACUACAGGCAUCGCGGCCCAGGAGGUCAACCUCUCUUUGAACCCGGGCUUUCUCCGUAAUGGAAGCCUGGAGGCCUGUUGCCGUCGCCACAACCAUCAGCUUGCAAAUCCGUUCUUCAGCGUGGACUCUGUCGCAGCGGCCUGCAACUUGAACCCAGGACAGCCUCCUUUGUCCUCCGUUGGCCAGGUCUCCGGUCCCGAUCCAGAUUGUGGUCCAAGCUGCAUCUGGAGAGCCAGCCCUUCUCUCCUUCGCCCCCCUGUCCCUUCCACCUCCGAAGAUGGCCUCGCUUCUGGCUUCGGUGGACUUUCUCUGACCAAGAACUGCAACCCUGAGGAGAUGCCUUCUCACAUUCCGGGGAAGAGUGGGCCACUCCUCUCCCUUCCCCUGUCUUCUGUGGAGCGAAGCGCCCGACCCCUGCCUCCUCUGCCCACUGCCGAAGGCUUCCUGCACGACGAGGUGGACCGGGAAGUUGAGUUCCUGACCUGUUCGGACACCGAUUUCUUGCUGGAAAACUGCCCUAGCCCUGGUUUUAAGCUUUCGGCCCAGGGUAGGCGAAGCUUCAGGGGCUGUGGCCAGAUUAACUAUGCCUACUUCGACGGUCCGGGAGAGGGGAAGCCUCAACAGGGCAGCGGCCCAGAGAGCGCCUGUCCUCCCCCGCCGCCUCCACAACAGUCCCAUCGGCGGUUGCGUCGUUCUCAUUCCGGCCCAGCUGGGUCCUUCCACAAGCCGUCAGUCAGGGUCUCCAGCCACGUCUGUCGCUCCUCUCCCAGCUCCGAUGACGAUAAACCCGAGGUUCCUCCCAGGGCACCUCUGCCACCCCGGCCACUCAAGCCCGAUUAUCGGAGGUGGUCAGCUGAAGUGACCACCAGCGCUUACAACAACGAGGAGAAACCGCCCAAGAUCCCUCCGCGAGAACCUCUGCCCUGGAGCCAUUCCCGAACGCCGAGUCCCAAAACGUUGCCGGCGUACCUCCACGGGGUCAUGCCUCCGACCCAGAGUUUUGCCCCGGAUCCGAAAUACGUCAGCAGCAAAGCUCUCCAGAGGCAGAACAGUGAAGGCUCUGCCCACAAGGUGCCCUGUAUCCUGCCCAUCAUCGAAAAUGGCAAGAAAGUCAGCUCCACUCACUACUAUCUUUUACCGGAGAGACCCCCCUAUUUGGACAAAUACGAGAUGUUCUUCCGGGAAGCUGAAGAGGGCAGCUUGAGGCCGGAGGAAGGGCAACGGGCAGCCCACGGGCCCGCCACGCUGGUCAAGUCUGACUUGGGAGGACUAGUAAAACGCAAACACUUGGCCUGCAUGGUUUCCCCGUAGGGAUCAAGGGUUAGAGCAACGCAGCAAGCGUUGAAAAGAUAUUUGAAUCCGAGAAUGACCAACUCUUUUCCAAGGGACUUGUGCAAAGACGUAACCUGGACGUAAAGGAAGCUGGAGCCUCCUGGACAGACGGCAACGGUAGCAACAUCCUGGUUCAAUUUGCCGACACCCAUUUCCCCGGGGCAGGACAAAACGUGGAGGAGAACAAGCCUACCCAACUCAAGUUGGCCAGUUAUUGAAUAUUCUAGAGCAGGGGUCUCCAAGUGUUCCUGCUUUGCAGGCUGGAGUGUGGUGAGGAAGCACAGCUCCAUUUGUCCGAGCGGCGGGCACGUCGUGUCCGCCCCUUGCACAGAUGGAGCUGCGUGCGUACGCUCGCCCUGCCGCUCGGUUUUGAACCCGUAGUGGGCUGUGGCCCAGGGGUUGGUGACCCCUGCUCUAGAGUAAUAUAUACAUAUAUGUAGAAACUCACCUACGAAGAGCGAUGGAAUGGUAGUCUUGCUAAGGAGACCGCUGGCUUUGGCUGCAAGCCCAGAAGAAAGCAAAUUCAGUAUUUUCGUGGGUGUUAGUAGACGUUUUUUUUUCCACUUCGGGGUGUCGGUAGCCUUUAAAAUUAUUUCUGUCCCUGGAUGUUCUGUUCUCUGCUUGGGAAGGGUGAUGGAGCUCUCCCAGGCUGAUGUUCUCUCCAGGGAGGAAAAACACGGCCAUGGGCAGAGUUAGUCACCCACUUGCCUGUCCCUCGGCCCGUCCUUUCUUUGGCAGCCAUCGUCAUCAUGAGCUGUGAGAAAAAUUCAUUUUAUUUCUCUACAUCCGCAGUCUCCAACCUUCCUAGUUUGGUGGCCCGGCCGGAGAGGGGAUUUUUUUUUUUUUUGCCUUGAGUGCACACUAACUUUAUUUGGGCUUGGCGCAAAUGGACCUUUGCGCCUGAGCCAAGCGCUCGCUGUUCGUGCAAGUGAAGCUGCGCGCGCGAGCGCCCGUCACCCACGCAAUUAAAGCCCCGCAUGUGCAGGCACCCGCCCGCCACUGAUGCGGCCCGGUUUUAAACGGGCCACAGGCCAGGGAUUGUGGAUCUGGGUGUCCAACUGCUGGCCCACGGGCUGGGUGCAUCAUAGCAAAACCGUGCCCACCCCAUUGCUGGCAAUGGCAAAAAGAAGUCGCGAUAUGUCGCGACACGUCACGUGAUGUUGCAAGUUUGACACCCCUGCUCUAGAUGCACGGCUCUGUGUUUCUGCAGCCGGAGAGGGCAUUGUGUGACCCACACGUCAGCAAAAAGUUGCGUUCCAACUAAGACACUAUGUUUGCUUGAAAAGAGGACCAAUUGUGUAAGGGACCCAAUUGUGGGUCCCGAAUCUUGGGAACGAAGCCUGCUGGGUCCCAGGGCCUUUGAAUCUCAUUUCUGAUCCACGGAGGGUCUCAUUCCGUGGAUGAGUUGUUCAUUUUCACACACUCACACGCACACUUUAUAAAUAAGCAGAAGGCGAGAAGGUGCUCUCCGACCAAGGACUGUCCGUAGCCUUUGUAUUAACACAACCCCAUUGUUUACACUUACCCAACCGCUAAAAUGGGAACAUGUUUUGUUUUUUUUCCCUGACAUUUUAGGCAAGCUGACCAUUCUAGGACAAACGAAAUGAAGGCAACCUUAAUAACAGAAACAAUGCACUGAAAAACUUAUGUAGGGGAUGUACAGUAUUGAGGAAUUGUGUACCAGUUGUGUUUUGGAUAUAUUGUCACGUCUUGGAUUUAAUAAAGUUACGACAUACUUAUUUAUGGUAACAGA
Molecule: messenger RNA, 3337 nt
Organism: Crotalus tigris (Tiger rattlesnake)
Lineage: Eukaryota; Metazoa; Chordata; Lepidosauria; Squamata; Viperidae
Gene: ERRFI1
Product: ERBB receptor feedback inhibitor 1
Exons: 5
Coding region: 247-1563 (438 amino acids)
Biological process (GO): negative regulation of epidermal growth factor receptor signaling pathway; regulation of keratinocyte differentiation
Cellular component (GO): extrinsic component of cytoplasmic side of plasma membrane
Source: RefSeq, a predicted model, not a curated record